CGCCGCCCUCCGAUGGGAGAGAGGCAUUACGUCACUUCGUCUUUCUGCAAACGCCGUCAAGUUCGCCCACAUUCUCUGGGACACGACCGGAAACACAUGACGCGGACUUCAAAGUAAAACAGCUAUUUGCAAGCUACAAUGUUGCUUGGCUUGACACCGAGCCGCUGGCUGCUGUCUCACCGGCACCGCCUCCUCCAGUGUCGCACCGUAAAGUUAGAAAACACCGCAAGAAGUGCUGCUUUGGACAGCGUACUCUCUGCAUUCAGGUCUAUAUGUGGUGAGGACAGCGUCUCAUUGGGUGAAGCUGUCAGAGAGCAACAUGGUAAAGAUGAGUCUGUACACAGAUGCUGUCCCCCAGAUGUGGUGUUGUUUCCUCAUUGCGUGGAGGAGGUCAGCGCCCUGGCUAAGGUCUGCCACAACCACCGCCUUCCCAUCAUCCCCUUCGGCACUGGAACUGGCCUGGAGGGAGGGGUCGGUGCUGUGGAGGGUGGUGUGUGCUUCAGCCUGAGGAACAUGGACCAGGUUCUGGAUCUCCACCAGGAGGACUUUGACGUGACGGUGGAGCCUGGUGUGACUCGGAAGGCCCUCAACGCCUACCUGCGAGACACCGGCCUAUGGUUUCCUGUUGAUCCUGGUGCUGAUGCGUCUCUGUGUGGCAUGGCCGCCACCAGUGCCUCUGGUACCAAUGCAGUGCGUUACGGAACGAUGAGGGAAAACGUUCUAAAUCUGGAGGUGGUUCUGGCUGACGGGACAAUCAUACACACGGCUGGGAAGGGCCGACGCCCCAGGAAGACAUCAGCAGGCUACAACCUGACCAACUUGAUUGUGGGGUCAGAGGGUACCCUGGGGAUCAUCACCAAAACUACAUUGCGCCUGUACGGCAUCCCAGAGGCCAUGGUGUCAGCCGUCUGCUCUUUCCCCUCUGUCCAGGCUGCUGUGGAUAGCACAGUUCAGAUUCUACAAGCGGGAGUGCCCAUUGCUCGCAUCGAGUUUCUGGAUGAUGUGAUGAUUGAUGCGUGCAACAGAUUCAGCUCUCUGUCCUACCCUGUGACCCCGACGCUGUUCCUGGAGUUCCACGGCUCUGAGCGAAGCCUCGAGGAACAGGUCAACACAACUGAGGACAUCACUCAGAGUAAUGGUGGAUCAGAUUUUCAGUGGGCUAGAGAUACAGAAACACGGAACCGUCUGUGGAAAGCUCGUCAUGAUGCCUGGUACGCUGCUUUGGCUCUCAGACCUGGCUGCAAGGCCUACGCUACAGAUGUGUGUGUCCCUCUGUCUCGACUGCCUCAGAUCAUAGUGGAGACAAAGGAGGACCUGAUUGAGAACAGACUUACAGGUCCCAUAGCUGGUCAUGUGGGUGAUGGUAACUUUCACUGUCUGAUGGUGGUGGACCCCAGUGACCCAGAGGAGCAGCACAGGGUCCACCUGUUCACGGAGAGACUGGCCAGGCGAGCCCUGGCCAUGGACGGGACCUGUACAGGGGAGCACGGAGUGGGUUUAGGGAAGAGAGCGCUGCUGCGUGAGGAGAUGGGACACAUGGCUAUCCAGGUCAUGCAGAGUCUCAAGGAUGCCCUCGACCCAAAGAACCUGAUGAAUCCUGGGAAAAUUCUGCAGCCUAGAGAAUUAUAAACCGUAUUUGAGUCUGAAGGAAAGUCACUAAAUAGAGAGAGUCUCAUCACAAUCUGCUCACUGUUAAUGGCUUAAUCAGACUGAAUGGCUUUUUUUAAUGUAUUGCAUAUAAAGUGUUUCCUGUAUAAGCUCUUUGAUUGUGUGACUAAGAUAUAGGCCUACUACAGUGUAUAUUUGUAAGUUAUCUUACACCCCUUAAAAUUUAGAAGGCCUCACCACCCCCCUGUGAAGCUUUGGCGACCCCCAGGUUGGGAACCACUGCUUUAAACUUACAAUGACAAAAUAAACAAUCAGUAAUUGAAUCUUUUGCCAAUGACUGAUUUUCUACUUUUUAAAGAAAAGUUGAUUAUUGUGUUGAAUCUCAAUCUUUUGUUGCUUUUGUUUCUGCACAUCUUGAUAACUUAUUAUUUAAUAUCCAGCACAAAAUGUUAAUUCUUUGGCCGAUUUGUUACUUUUCCCUGAUUGUAAAGUGAAUAUCUUUGGGUGUUUGGACAGAUGAAACAAACAAUGUGAAGAUUAAAACAAUUAAAAGAUUAACGGAAAAUAAUAA
Dicentrarchus labrax (European seabass) is the source of this 2179-nucleotide messenger RNA. It is a transcript of the gene ldhd, whose product is annotated as lactate dehydrogenase D. Lineage: Eukaryota; Metazoa; Chordata; Actinopteri; Moronidae. The transcript is spliced from 12 exons. Gene Ontology annotation, molecular function: FAD binding; D-lactate dehydrogenase (cytochrome) activity; D-lactate dehydrogenase (NAD+) activity. Gene Ontology annotation, cellular component: mitochondrion. Bases 139 to 1629 code for a protein of 496 amino acids. Gene Ontology annotation, biological process: lactate catabolic process. The record is from RefSeq and is a predicted model, not a curated record.